AUGUUUCCAAAAAAAUUGAUUGUAAUUGGUCUUUCUGGUGUAACUUGUGGUGGAAAAUCUACUUUGACUAAGAGACUUCAUAAGGAAUUAAAAAAUUCAGUUACAAUAAAUCAAGAUGACUAUUUUUUGCCAAUAGAUGAUCCACGUCAUAUAAAAAUAGUGGAACUCGAUCAACUGAACUUCGAAGUUAUAACUAGCAUAGAUAUGGAUAAAAUGCAAUCAGAUGUUUUAAAAUUAAUUGAAUCAUUGCCGAACAAAAAUAAUUUCGCGGAAACGAACGAGAAGAACGUUCUAAUACUCGAUGGUUUUUUACUUUUUAAGUGUAAGGUUAUUUCCGAUUUAUGCGAUAGAAAAUAUUUUUUAACCUUAAAUAAAGAAGAAUGCCAAAAAAGAAGGGUGGAAAGAAUUUAUGAUCCCCCAGAUGGUCCCGGGUACUUUGAAAAGGCUGUAUGGCCAGAAUAUUUGAAACAUAUGGAUGAAUUAAUGAAAGACAAAGAUUUAUACAAGACGAUAACAUUCAUUGACGGAUCGAGAAAUAAAGAAGAAAUAUAUCAAAUGGUUUUUGCAGAAAUAAAAAAAUUGUUAUCUUAAAAUUUUCAUCAUGUCAUUAUUACACAUGAAAGAAAAACACUUAAAACUAAAAAUAAAUAUACACCAUGAACUGGUCUGGAUAUUUAUGUAGCAUUCAGUGAAGACAAAGUGAUGUAAUAAACAAUAGCUAUAUAAAGAAAUAUUUCCUAUACAUUCCAGAUUACUUGAUACAAGAUGUAAAUAAAAUUAUGAAAUAUCCUUUCUAAUAACCUAAAUCAUUUUUAUGUUACUUUGUUAAGUUUAGAAUAAAACAAUUGCAAUAGCACAUUCAUCUAGUAUAUUAAAUGUUUAUAUCAAUGGAUCACUUCAGAUUUUAUUGUAAAAAGCGUACUUCACUUACCUGGCACAAUUGUGCAUUGAGCGUUUUUUUCAUGAAUUGUAAUUAUAUCUGUGUUCAUCACUUUUGUUUCUGUGACAAAUAUAUGUACAUAUAUCAUUGUUGCA
Hylaeus volcanicus is the source of this 1035-nucleotide messenger RNA. RefSeq names its product nicotinamide riboside kinase 1 (gene Nrk1). NCBI's taxonomy places the organism in Eukaryota, Metazoa, Arthropoda, Insecta, Hymenoptera, Colletidae. The transcript has a single exon. The coding region runs from base 1 to 591 and encodes 196 amino acids. Gene Ontology annotation, cellular component: cytoplasm. The record is from RefSeq and is a predicted model, not a curated record.